UAUAAGAUCAAAUUCUUUCUAUUCGUUACCGAAGCUUCGUGUAUGUAACGAACUAUGAAUAGAUCAUGUUAAGAAUCUCUUUAGUGUUUUUUCAUUGUAAAAAGAUGUUAAUAAAUAAAUUAAUCUUAUAAAAUUACAAAUCCAGUGACAAUUCUAAAUUAUUAUUAAAGUAAUUAAGUACUUAUAUUUUGUAUAAAUUAUUGUUUAUUAUUAUAAAAAAAAAAACAAUUCAAAUAAGAAGAAAGAAAUUCAAUGUAUGAUAAAGUGAAACAUGUUUAUAAGAAAUAGUAAUGGCAAAUCAACUUGCCUGUAACCUAGUAACGUUGAUUAUUAAAGCAUAUCAAUUACAAACGUAUUCAUUAUUAUUGCAAUAUAGUAUACAAUCAAAAAUAGGUUUCUUUAAUUUAUUAACGAUACAAGUGAUAAGAAAGUAUUCUUUUAAUACUUAUAAAUAUAAUGGGUUUUAUAAAAAGAAUAUGUAUAAUACUUCUGCACAUAUAAAGCCUGAUCGAUCAUUAAUUAUUAAUUUAUCAAAUAUUCUUUCAAUUAAUAAGUAUGAAGCAUUAAAAAUCUGGAAAGGUAUUAUUAAAUGUAAAGUAUUAACAAAAGAAGAGAUAAUAAAUAUGAUUACUAUCGCAAAUAAUGCUGGUUUGUCAGUAUCUUCAAUUGUAGAAAACUUACCAAUACUGAUAGAAAACAUUAAUAGUUUAGAAGAAAAAAUUGCUUGCAUCAAAAAUAUUGACGAUGAUAUCUCUGAAAUGCUUUCAUUACUAAACAUAAAUAAAAAAUAUUUAAGUGUAUUAAUGUUUAAUGAAGAGACAAUUGAAGGAAAGAAAAUAAAUAAAAUUAAAUAUCUUGCAGAUGAAUUACAUUGUAGUGUCCAUACAUUGUGUGAAUAUAUUGAAAAAGAACCCUCAGUAAUAGCACUUUCUAUUAGAAGAAUAAAAGAAGUUAUAAAAACACUGAAAGAAUUUGAUUAUGAAUUAAAGGAUAUAUUAAUUGCUCUUUGGGUAUUUAAUUAUAAUGCAAGAACCAUACACAGAAGAUCAUCAAUGAUGAAAGCAGCAGGAAUGAAAAAAAUAAUGCCUUGGAUACUUCGAGGUUCUAUACAUGAAUUAAGCAACCAUAUAAAAACAUUAAAGAAAACAGAAAUGUUAGAGGAAAUUUAUGGUAAACAUGUGGAUUUCUUAAGUAAAAAAUUAAAUAUGACUGAAGAUGAAAUUAAAUUUUAUGUUAAUAGAGCACCAGAUUUGUUAGAUGUAUCAAUAAAUAAAUUAGAUAAAGUAAUAAAUAUACUGUAUGAAUAUGGAUAUAAUAGUCAAGAUAUGUUAAUGUAUUAUCGUGUUUUCUUACUUAGAACAACAUUACUAGAAGAACGCCUUAAAAUAUUACAACAAUUACGGGGAAAACAUAGACUAUCAUUACUAUAUUGUAAUUCAAAGAUCUUCGAAACUGUAGUUAAAAGUACAUAUAAACCUAAUACUAAAACAAUACCUGAUGAUAAAACAAUACCUGAUGAUAAAACCAUACCUGAUGAUACUGAUGAUAAAUAAAUCUAACAAGUAAUACAUAAAUUUGCUAUACAGAAUUGCUAAACGAUUUGAUAUAAUUUAUGUAAUAAAUUUAUAUAUUCAAAAUAUCUCUGUUACUAUAUUCUUUAUAUAUAAAAUAAUGUUAAUCAAAUAUAAAAAUAUAUAUAACAAAAAUAUAUCUAGAUUAUAUAGGAUUAAUAAUAAAAGUUUUGUGAAAGGAUAUAUAAUUGAUAUUAAUGUAAGGAUACUGCCACUUAU
Molecule: messenger RNA, 1790 nt
Organism: Vespula vulgaris
Lineage: Eukaryota; Metazoa; Arthropoda; Insecta; Hymenoptera; Vespidae
Gene: mTTF
Product: transcription termination factor, mitochondrial
Exons: 4
Coding region: 291-1553 (420 amino acids)
Biological process (GO): regulation of DNA-templated transcription; termination of mitochondrial transcription
Cellular component (GO): mitochondrial matrix
Molecular function (GO): double-stranded DNA binding
Source: RefSeq, a predicted model, not a curated record